UGAUCUUUUCCAGCUAGAAUGAGCUGGAAGUCCAGCUGAAACGCAGUAUAGUCAUUUCAUGGCUCGAAUAGACAUUUUUACUGUAAAGCUUAGGUACAGUCUACUGUAGCUUCACUAUAUGCAGGGCGGGUCGAAGAGAUAUUUUGAAAAAAGGCUACUGAAAGCUCACAAGAGGCUGUUUUCCUUGGCUCUGGCCGCCAUUUUAAGUGGAGUUAGUCUACAUAUUAUUAUUUUGUGAGAGUUUGUUGGCCUGGAAAGAAAAAAACGCUUCGACCCGCCCUCCAGAAUGCCUCUACUCCAAGCUGCUACUGCGAUGAUAAUGCAAUUCCAUGCACUAACAAUACUUGCACUAGCGAUUUUUCAACUCGGUGUCUAGUGGACUUUAACCUUGAUACUGGCAUGACCCGUCGAGUCUGCGUUCUUCACGGCCUGACUUGUUUCAGGAAUACUGAAGACAGGCACCGUGGUCAGUGCUGUGAAGGUACGGGGUGUAACAAGUGCCUCACGCCCCCUAAUCUGACAUACGAGCAGUGUCUCCAAGUCACCUUCCCCUCAGACUGCCCCCCAGUAAACUGUUCACACUUGAUUGAAACCCCUACAGGCAAUGGUACAGAGUCAACAAAUCAAGCAACAGAUCAAAUUCUACCUGGGUGGGGUAUCUUCAUAAUUGUUUUCGUUCUCGUUAUCCUGCUGUUGCUCGUAGUCCUGACUAUUGUUUGUUACUUCUUCGUUUAUGUAAAGAGGUGUCGUCGAAGUUCACCUAUCAGCAAGUAUGAAACGAACUCGCAGAUUGAGAGUGUGUCAUUUAUUUCCGAGAGUGGCAUCAGCGGUGUGUCCAGUGGGGGGCGGUCAGGAGGAGCUUUGAUAUUGGAACCAAAAACGAUCGCCAAAGAAAUCAAAUUGAUUGAGCUAAUUGCUUCAGGUGGUUUCAGUCAGCUCUGGAAGGGCACACGUAUUGGUGCCACUGUGGCUGUCAAGAUAUACAAAAGUAUCGACGAUCAGAGCUUUGAGAGGGAACGCUGUAUCUACACAAGAGCAUUUCUAAAUCACGAAAGUAUAGCCAUUUAUUACGGGGCCGAUUUACACACUCCUCCUCUUUUUCCGACUGAAUUUUGGCUCAUCAUGCGGUACUAUGAGCACGGUUGUCUAGCCGACCACCUCAUACACAACACACUUCCACAGAAGAAAGUGUUCCGUAUCCUUUGCAGUAUUGCCGAUGCAUUAGAAUAUCUUCAUCAUCCCUUCAACUCUUUCUUUGGAGGAAAUCAUGGAGGGGUUGCUCACAGAGACAUCAAAACAAGAAAUAUCCUGCUCAAGGAUGAAUUUGGAAGUUGCGUUGUGGCUGAUUUUGGUUUGUCGCUUGGUGCAGAAGAUCUUCUUCCUGGGAGUGCCCCGGUAAAAGUGCAAGUGGGCACUAAGCGAUACAUGGCUCCCGAGGUGUUGAAUAACUCUGUUGUGACUACAGAAAUUCAAUCAUUCUGUGUCACGGAUAUUUAUUCCUACGGGCUUGUGAUGUGGGAGGUUCUUCGGAGGUCAGAAGGCGAAGGUGAACCUAGUGAAUAUGCAGUGCCAUACCACAACCUCCUUCCGUCUGACCCCACUAUAGAGCUGGUAAGGAAGGUGGUUGUAGAGCAAAGAAUGAGACCACAGCUGGAGGAAAGAUGGAACAUUAACAAGGUCCACUUCUAUCAGAAUAUUGUCCUGCUAAUGAAGGAAUGUUGGUCAGCCUCACCCGAUGGUCGACCCACAGUGGCAAGAAUCAGACUAAAACUGGCAGAGAAUUUGAAAUCGUAACUAUUAAUUGGCAUUAGUGGCUUUUUGACUGGGGCAGGUCAUGAUGUUUAUUACUUUCCCACAAUCCUGUUCCCUUUGUGUGCAUUUUUGUUACCUUAUAUUUAUGUGGACACCGUGUUCUCACACAAUAUUAUAUAUCACUUAUAAUUAUCAUCUUUCUACUGGUUGUGCAAUGCUGAAUCCAUGCAGAUAAUAUUAUGUGUAUAACUGGCAUGAA
This is a messenger RNA of Halichondria panicea, 2011 nucleotides long. RefSeq names its product bone morphogenetic protein receptor type-1B-like. The transcript is spliced from 9 exons. Bases 400 to 1794 code for a protein of 464 amino acids. Gene Ontology annotation, biological process: cell surface receptor protein serine/threonine kinase signaling pathway; protein phosphorylation; cellular response to growth factor stimulus. Gene Ontology annotation, molecular function: ATP binding; transmembrane receptor protein serine/threonine kinase activity. Gene Ontology annotation, cellular component: plasma membrane; signaling receptor complex. NCBI's taxonomy places the organism in Eukaryota, Metazoa, Porifera, Demospongiae, Suberitida, Halichondriidae. The record is from RefSeq and is a predicted model, not a curated record.